This is a messenger RNA of Oryzias latipes (Japanese medaka), 1365 nucleotides long. Its product is annotated as ADP-ribosylation factor 4. Lineage: Eukaryota; Metazoa; Chordata; Actinopteri; Beloniformes; Adrianichthyidae. Gene Ontology annotation, molecular function: GTPase activity; GTP binding. The record is from RefSeq and is a predicted model, not a curated record.
AUGUCUUCCACGUUGGCCCGGACGUGGCAGUCGUCAGUUCUGUUGUGUGGAAAUCCUUCUUUUGAACCGCAUAGGAGUUAAAAUAUUUCACUACAGCCUCACCUUAAUCCGAGGAAGCAUUGCAUCCGUAGAUCUACACCUUGUCGGACAGUUAUGGGGCUAACUAUCUCGUCCAUUUUCGGUCGGCUCUUCGGGAAGAAACAAAUGAGAAUUUUGAUGGUUGGGCUGGAUGCUGCAGGAAAAACAACAAUAUUGUACAAACUGAAGCUUGGAGAAAUCGUAACCACUAUUCCCACCAUCGGUUUCAAUGUGGAGACAGUGGAAUAUAAAAAUAUCAGCUUCACUGUUUGGGAUGUCGGCGGUCAGGACAAGAUCCGGCCUCUCUGGAGACAUUACUUUCAGAACACGCAGGGCCUCAUUUUUGUAGUGGACAGCAAUGACAGAGAGAGAGUGACUGAAUCUGCAGAAGAGCUAUCAAAAAUGCUGCUUGAAGAUGAACUGAAAGAUGCGGUUUUGCUGGUGUUUGCUAACAAGCAGGAUCUUCCUAACGCCUUAUCGGUCAGUGAACUGGCAGACAAACUUGGCCUGCAAGCUCUUCGCAACAAAACUUGGCACAUCGAAGCUACCUGCGCCACCCAGGGCACCGGCCUGUAUGAAGGACUGGACUGGCUUUCCAGAGAGUUGUCCAAGAAUUAAUCAACCACAAACUGAGCUGCGGAGAGAGACUGACCAGCACCGGACAGAAAAGACGGCACCUUUAACCAAUCCUGGCGUUUAUGGACAGUAUAAUCAACUACAACAACCUUCACAAAUUUUUCUUUUUGUUUUUUUUGUUACUGUGUCAUCAUUGAUUCUCGACACGCUGGGUUUUCUUAUUUUUGUUUCCAUGCAUUUAAAGCAUGUGAACAUGUUUUUUUUUUUUUUUCUUUCUGCCCCUCUCUGUGCUGUUGGCCUCCAUAACAGACCCUUCUGUCCUCUGAUGUGUCUUCAAACCUUCAUCUGUUCUGACUCUGAAGGCCUGUUGAGAGUAGUGAGCUUCUGUGAGGAUCAGUUAGUUUGUGAAUGUGGAGCUUGCUUAAAAAGAAGGGAACUGUGCCUUUUUGCUCUUCUUUCACACAUGUCAGUUAUCUAUUCUUUGAUUAUAAAGUCAUUUUUUCUGCCCAAGCUGCUUUUGUGUUUGUAUGCUUUUCACUAAAAAAACAAGAGAUUUCUGUUGUAAGCUGUGCCUCAGCAGAUCUACAUCACUGUGAAAGUAAAAGUAAGGUCAAAAUGCAAAUAAUUCAUCGCUUUGGACUUGAUCCAGCCUGAGUUUGUCCUCACUCCUUUUGUUUUUCUAUGCAAUCACGAUAAAAAGAUUGAAGAAUC